Messenger RNA from Tribolium madens (black flour beetle), 2564 nucleotides. RefSeq names its product dynein axonemal assembly factor 1 (gene dtr). NCBI's taxonomy places the organism in Eukaryota, Metazoa, Arthropoda, Insecta, Coleoptera, Tenebrionidae. Bases 38 to 2512 code for a protein of 824 amino acids. Gene Ontology annotation, molecular function: protein binding. The record is from RefSeq and is a predicted model, not a curated record. The transcript is spliced from 4 exons.
CGGCAAAAUCAAAUUGUUUGAUCAAUAAUUUGCAAAAAUGUCGAUGGUGACGCAAAAUCAGAAAGAAAAAUGCGAAUAUGGACUGAAAGACGUAUUCAAGAGCCCCAGGAUGACAAAGGAGUACCUCCUGAACCACUGCAAGGAGUUGAAACUGUACCGCACCCCACAUUUGAACGAAGUGCUUUACUUGCACUUCAAGGGUUUUUCGUAUAUUGAGAAUUUGGAGGAAUACACCGGCUUGAAAUGUCUUUGGUUGGAGAACAACGGAAUUCGCAAAAUCAGCGGAUUGGAGAAUCAAAAGGAACUGCGAAGCUUGUUCCUCCACUACAAUCUGAUCCAAAAAAUUGAAAAUUUGGAGAAUUGUGUCAUCCUCGACAACUUGAACUUGUCCCACAAUCAAGUGAAAAAAAUCGAGAAUUUGGACACAAUCAAAACGCUUCAUAGUUUGAAUUUAUCGCAUAAUUACUUGGAAAAAAUUGAAGAUAUUGAACAUUUGGUGCAACUCCUUGAAUUAUCAGUUUUAGACAUGUCAAAUAACCAUCUCGAUGACCCUCUCAUUGUGGAAAUUUUGAGCAAAAUGCCUGAAUUGCGUGUGUUGAAUCUUAUGGGAAACCCCGCUAUUAGAAAAAUACCAGCGUAUCGUAAAACAAUGAUUUUGGCUUGUAAAAAUUUGCAAUAUUUGGAUGACCGUCCGGUGUUUCCCCGAGACCGCGCAUGCGCGGAAGCUUGGGGACGUGGUGGAAUUGCUGAAGAAAACGCAGAAAGACAGCGUUGGAUUGAAAGAGAACAUCGCAAAAUAACUGAAAGUGUCGAUGCCAUGAUCGCAAUGAGGGAUAGAAGAAGGGCCGAAAUGGCAUCCCAUGGGGAUAGUGGGAUGGGUACUUCAGUUGCAGAUUCCGAAAGUGAAGAUAAAGGUGAAGAAAGUAGUGAUGAAGAAGACCAAAGCAAUAACUUUAUGGAAGAAAGACAACCAACGGAGGAUUAUUCCGAAUAUAGGGAAAGAAUCUUUGAUUUUGAUUCAAAAGUUGUAAGAAAAAGAAAACUGGUUGAAGAAAUUGAAACUGAAGAAACAGUGAAGACAGAAAAUCAUGAAUUGGAUGUAGAGAAGUUGCAAGAAAGGCUGACGGAGGAAGUUAGGAGGGAAGAUAUGGGAGAAUGUUUGAAGAAUAUGAUGCUUGCCGAAAAUAUUGAAGAUAAUCAAGAACAAAAUAAAAGCGAAAGUCUUGAUUCCGUUCAGAAUGAUACAGAGGAAGAUGAAAAUUUAAUUUCAAAAAGUGAAGAAAGUAAAAGAAAUGAUGAUAACCAAGGGACAAACAAAAAUACAACUUACACUAGUCAAGAAAAAGAAGAAAACAAAGAUAAUACUACAAAAUUGGAGAACUUCAACAACGAAGAUAUCCAGAGCACCUAUUUGGCUCAAAUUUCUUCUGUAGAAAAUGAAGAAAAAACAAUUGAAACAAAAGAUAAAGAAUUAUCGCCAAAUAACGAAGAAAUAAAUUCCUCUUGCGAAAAUGUGGAAAAACAUGAAACAGAAGAUUGCUCUGAAAAAAUAAAUGAAAAUUUCAGUUUUACAGAAGAAAUGACAUCUGAAAUGAACGUUGAAAAUGAUGAUACGAAGAAUGAAGAUAGUACAAAUGAAGAAGUAAAUAAUUUAGGACGGAAAUUGAUUGAAACACUUCGCAAAAUGGCAAAUGAGAUGGACGACGACAAAAAGAAGAAACAUGAAGAUCACGAUGCAGGGAACUUGGGAAGAAAACUAGUCGAAGCUGUUGAUCAAGUAGCAAAAGAAAUCAAUAAAGAGGAGAAACCCGAAGAAUUCGCGAAGAAACUUGAGUUAUCGGAGGUGAAUACACAAAAUGAAGAUUCCGAAGAAGAACUGCGCUAUUAUGAAGCACUUGACAUGUCAAGCAGUACCGAUUUUGACCAUCUGUUGGACCGAAAUGGUAGUCACACAAAACUUAAAACUGUUGAUAGAUUUCUCACGAAGGAAGAUAUCCCAGUGCCUCCUUACGUGGAAGAGUUGGACAGAGCCAAUCCAGGGCAAGAAUAUAGAGAGAUUCUUGACUGGAAUUUGAAAAUAAAAGAAGAAAAUACAAAGAUUUUGCUCCCGAUCAGAAGAAGAAGAAUUGAAGUAGAUGAAGAAGAUGAGUUGUAUGAAUUGAUUCAAGAAAUGAAGAAAGAUGAAGAGGAACAAAACGAAAGUGGGGAUGAUAUGAAAGCUAUAUCUAAUCCAAACUUUGUUGAAGAUACAAUGAAUGAGUGUGGAUUGUUAGCAAAGUCUAUAGCUAGUUUGAGGAAAGAUAUGGCGGAGUUCUGUGAUAGUAUUGGGGAGUUUCUUGCUAAAACAAGUGGUAGAAAGGGAAAUUUGAUAAAGCAAGUUGAAGAAGAAGAAGAAGAGGAGAAUAAUGAUGAAUUUGAAGAGUGUGAACGUGGGAAUGAAGAUGAAGUCAGUCCGAUUGUUACACGGAAAGUUACACAAACUCUAGAAAUGCAAGUUGUAAAUGAAAUGUAAUUUUUUUAGAAAUAAAGUGUUGUUUUUUGCACCACUUUUGGCACUAGCAAUG